Molecule: messenger RNA, 1236 nt
Organism: Hydra vulgaris (swiftwater hydra)
Lineage: Eukaryota; Metazoa; Cnidaria; Hydrozoa; Anthoathecata; Hydridae
Product: choline-phosphate cytidylyltransferase B
Biological process (GO): CDP-choline pathway
Molecular function (GO): choline-phosphate cytidylyltransferase activity; phosphatidylcholine binding
Source: RefSeq, a predicted model, not a curated record
CAAAUUGGAAAAGAAACUGAAUUCCUUUUUUAUACAGUGACAUAAUAUUAUGUGUAAAAUGUCAAUUUUUUUUUAAAAACUAAACAUCAGUUUGUUUUUAGUUUUGGUUUAAUAACAAAGAAAAUACACUUGCGUACAUCUUAAUUUCAAGUUGUAAUGCAAUGAGAAUGGAUCAAGCAAAACAAAAAAGAAAGCUAUGUUAUGAGAAAAGUGAUACUUUAAAUUCAAAAAAAAGUAGAUUAGAUGAUUACUCUUUAGCACCAACGGAACCAGCUGUUAUACAUGAUCCUCUCUACCCAAGUGCAGACCAUUGGCCUAAAAGAAUUAGACCAUUAACCCUUGCAGAGGCAAAGGCUGGUACUAGAGUUCCUGUCAGAGUAUAUGCUGAUGGAGUAUUUGACAUGUUUCAUGCUGGUCAUGCAAGAGCAUUGUUACAAGCAAAAACUGUUUUUCCAAAUGUUUAUUUGAUGGUUGGUGUUUCUGGUGAUACUCUUUGUCAUCAACUGAAAGGACUCACCGUUAUGACUGAUACAGAAAGAUAUGAAGCUCUCAGACAUUGCCGUUAUAUUGAUGAAAUUAUCACCGAUUGUCCAUGGACAUUAACAAAAGAUUUUUUAGAUAAACACAAGAUUGAUUUUGUUGCCCAUGAUGAUAUCCCAUACACUUCUGACGGUCAAGAAGAUAUUUAUAAAUUUGUAAAAGAUGCUGGCCAGUUUGUAGCAACCGAGCGAACACCUGGUAUUUCCACUUCUGACAUUAUAGCAAGAAUUGUUCGCGAUUAUGACACAUAUGUUCAAAGAAAUUUAGCAAGAGGCUAUAGUAGGAAAGAUCUUAAUGUGGGAUUUAUAAAGGAAAAAGAAUUAGCAGUGAAAAAAAAAUACGAAACAUUAAAAGGUAAAUCUCAAGAGAUUCUUACUACCUGGGAAGACAAAUCGAGAGAGUUCAUAACUGAAUUUCUUUCUUUGUUCGGAAAAGAAACUAUGAAUGGUCUAUGGGAGCGCAGUAAAAAUCAAUUAAGUAUAACUGGACAACGAAUCAAGUCGGCAUUCUCUCCAUCCCAUUCUCCGUUUUCUGAGGAACUUUCUCCAUCCGGACUCCAAGCGGAAAUAAGUGAUGACGAGGACGAAUGAAUCGUUGCAAUCAACGAAUGGAUUUUGAACUUUUUAAAUAAGUAUAUUUUAACUUAAAGAAUUUCAGACUAUAUUUUUAUGCGAAAGAAUUUCAUUGUUUAUUUUA